AUGGCAACUGAGCAGGAGAGGGCUGAGCUCGAUGCCAGGGCGAAGCAAGGAGAGACUGUGGUCCCAGGUGGGACCGGAGGUAAGAGCCUUGAGGCCCAAGAGCAUUUGGCUGAAGGUCGUAGCCGUGGAGGGCAAACGAGGAGGGAGCAGCUGGGGACGGAGGGAUACCGGGAGAUGGGCCGCAAGGGCGGGAUCAGCACCAUGGACGAGUCCGGAGGGGAGCGAGCAGCCCGUGAAGGGAUCGAUAUCGACGGGUCCAAGUUUAGGCCUUAAUUAGAGCUGCUGUGU
Molecule: messenger RNA, 288 nt
Organism: Phoenix dactylifera (date palm)
Lineage: Eukaryota; Viridiplantae; Streptophyta; Magnoliopsida; Arecales; Arecaceae
Source: RefSeq, a predicted model, not a curated record